AUGGGUGACAGUGGUGUUACAGCACGACACAAAACCAUACCGGAUGACAAGGUAAGCUGCUUGAACCUAUUUCAUCUCUAAAGGUAAUGGUUUUCAAACCUUCGAGGUUUGGUCAAAGUACUACGUUUUAAGAUAAAACUAAUACCCAUGUGCUUAAAUCAGGAUGAAAAAGUGGUACUACAUUACAAGAGUUUCCUUCGCUUUGAACUUUUUAGUACAGUUGCGGCAGUCGCGCAACCGAAUUAAGUCCACUCCUUUUGUGCUUCAGGAGUCAAAAAAAUGAUACAUUAAAGGUAGAGUUUAGAUUCUGGGCUGGAACGCUUUUUUUUAUAAACCUGGAUGGUUUUUGAUGACAUAACUUUGUUUUUAACAAUCUCGAAAAGAUGCCUUCUCGCCACUCGUGCGUGAAAUGCAGUUGUCGUGAGUGCGAAGUUGUGAAUUUUUGGAACCCCUUUUUUGACCCUAAAGCCAGCGAUUUUGAAAUGAAAUUUAAAGAGAUUGUCUUGAAAGUACACUCUUCCCUCGAAGAUGAGAAAAUAUACAACAUGGUGAUCGAAUAGAUGGGGAAGGGGUAUAAUAUCUUUCAUCGAAAACAAUAAAUAUUCGCACUUUUCAUAGGAUAGAUCCAAGAUCAAGUUAGCCCUACAGCUUAAAUCUGUAAUUGUUCUGUUUCGUUAGUUUUGUGAUGAAGUCGUGUUGUGGAGCGUGGUUUUAUUGGUAGANUAAAGCCAGCGAUUUUGAAAUGAAAUUUAAAGAGAUUGUCUUGAAAGUACACUCUUCCCUCGAAGAUGAGAAAAUAUACAACAUGGUGAUCGAAUAGAUGGGGAAGGGGUAUAAUAUCUUUCAUCGAAAACAAUAAAUAUUCGCACUUUUCAUAGGAUAGAUCCAAGAUCAAGUUAGCCCUACAGCUUAAAUCUGUAAUUGUUCUGUUUCGUUAGUUUUGUGAUGAAGUCGUGUUGUGGAGCGUGGUUUUAUUGGUAGAUUUCUUUACCUUAUUAAUUUUCAACAAUUUCGCGAAGAUCACCAACAGCGCGCAACAAAAAAUUGUUUGAGAGGUGAUCCGUUGACAACUCAAGAAUUAAAAGUCUGUCUGUAAAUUUAAUGUCACUUGAGCGUUAAUGUAGCACCAUUUUCCCCAAAAAGCGAUGGCUGUAAUUUUGCCCAAAACCAGCCUCUGAAUAAACUUUUUUAGGUUUGCAGAUUAUGAUUCACCAUGGUUUCCUAAACAAUGAAUAGUUAGCCACUUAGUAAACAAUAAUAGAAAAUGCUGUGGACCAGACGGUCUUGAUGAUGAAUUUUUUUGCACAAGUAUAAAGCAGUGUUCACCUGAGCAAUUUUCUCUGAAAAAAGGAAAGUUAAUUAAAGUGCUAUGCAUGAGAUUUCCUCUAGAAAUUUGUCGCAGGUAAUUUAGUAGUGCAAUACCCACAACAGGUAAAAAAAAAAUAAAACUUCAAUUCUUUGCAGUAUAUUCAAAUGAAAAUAGCUUGCUUUAAUCAGCAUAUGCAUUGCCGAUUCUUACAGACUUUUAUGAUUUUGCUGACUGCGUCGUGACGAAAUCCAGCAUGUUUGCUGCCAGCAGUUUCAGGAUCACAAAUCAGUAAUCAUGGCUAUCAAUUCCAAAUGACCUUGUUACCUUGUGCAUCAAUUUUGAGCAUUUAAGACUGAUAACUUUCAUAGCCAUAAUAAAAUGCUUGCAGAAAGUCCACUUAUUGUUGUCUUAAGCAUCAUUAGAUGACUUCAAAAAAAAUCAAAGCACUUAUUCUUUCAUUCUUUAGCAGUUUCAGUCCUAGAGCAAGUUAUAGAAAGAUUAUUUCAAUUCAACUCUGCCCAUGAAAUCUAUGGUGUUACCAUUCAAAUGAAACUUCUUCAGCAGAACUUUUUCACAGUGCUAUUUACUUCUAGGGAUACUACAAAGUGAAGUUUGGAUUUUUUGUGAAUAAUAAUUUUUUUUCUGUGGACUUUAUCAGGAGUAAAACGUUUAAUGCCAUCUAAGCCUAAGCUAUAUCAUUAAAAAGAAUAGCUGCUCAACAAAAGAAAAGAAGCUUAUUCUUAGAAUGAAAUUUUCUUGAAUAACUGUUAAUUUUAAUCUUGGGUGGACAGCAUGCAAAGAAAGUAUUGUCCAAUAGCCCAUGGCUAGUGGAUUUUACUAUGGGGCUAGUGAAUUCUGUUUUUAACUUGCCCGACGGGCAAGUGAUGUUUUUUGAGGAAUUCGAAUAACAGAAGAUCUGUGAAAUCAAUUCUGCUCAUCAAAAAGCUUUUGGGGCUAGUUGAAAUGACGUCUGGACUAGUAAAUGCUAGCUUCAGCUUGCCCGAAUAGCAAGCUUUAAAAAAUGAUUUUCUUUGCACCCUGGUUGAGUACAUGAGUAAUAAUUAGGCCUAAAAAAACGUAAAUUCCCGGAUGCCCUUUGGACAGGCAGCUGUCACAUCUUACCUGCCCAGGACCAUUGCUUGCUUGCUUGUCUUAAUUUAUGAUUUAGAUACAACAUGACUUGCCUGGACAGGAGGGGACGAUUUUCAAGCCCUGAGUCACAGUAAUAGGUCUUCACACCUCCCCAAAAGAAAAAGAAUACAAGGGUACCAAUGCUGAAAACACUGGAAACAGAAUUACAUGUGGAAACCUAAAAAGCCCUUUGAAAAGUUUAUUUAAACCAAGUGUUUUGCAAUUUACAGAGAUAACUAAAAACCACUUAACCCCUUACCUACCAAAGGACUGUAUACACAUACUGUGUGAGGUCAUUCAGCAUUCCAGGAGGUAUAUAUAGGUCUUCAGAAAAAUGAAAUCACCAAAAGUCCAGUGGUUCCAGUUGCCUGGAUAAAUGAACUCCCUUCGCUGAGAAAGGUCUGGCCAGUUGCUGGGUGUAUUUGGCUCUGGUAGGCAAGGGAUUAAGACACCGAAACAAAAAUCCUCAAAAUCAAUAAAUUUUAAAUAAACUCAAACUGCUUUCAAAAAAGGAUUGAACUCCAAAACUGAAAACCACAAUGCUGCAUCCUCCAUCCCCCCAAAAAAGGAAAUUCCUUCUUGUCAGCAGUACUCUUGAAUUGACUAAAACUUUCUAAAAAUACCUUGGCCUUAUGUAUUUACUCUCAUAUAAAGAACUAGCAUUUAAUGUGUCAGCUGUUCAAUGUUCUGUGGGACUUCGCCGAUAAGACGUUGAUAUGUUUGCGACUUCAUAGCCACAAUCUAAUGUUGGCACUUAAAAUUAGUGCUGAAUUUUUAGAAUUAUUCUCCUAGUUACCUCUGAGGAAAUAAUAAACAUUGUCCAUGUUUUCCAGGCUAUAAUCAUCAUUCUGUGACUCUUUUUUUUCAGAUAUGUCUGCGAUUAAUUCUGGUCUCUGGCAAGACACAUGAAUUUAUAUUUUCACCUAGUGACACAGUAUAUUAUAUAACACAACAUGUUUAUGAAAACUGGCCUGAAGGUACGUAGCUGAUUGCUUUCAGUAAGUGAGUUUUGCGGUAAUGUGCAGAAUCCACAAUUCUAGUGCUUGGACAAGCCAGCGCAUUUGAAAAACAUGACAUAGAAAGGGUUUCUGGCACAAGCCUACAGAUAAUGUUCCCCUUUUGGAAGGGUCACAUGUGUCACCAGAUCAUUGUUUUGGCCAGACAAACCUGAAAAGUUGUCAGACACACGUUAUGUUGACUUUUAAUUUCUUUAAUCAGGGUCCGAAAUUAACUUUUUAAUACGGGCGCCAACUGGUGAUCAAAUAUAAAUUUUUGGUCGCCAGAGGGCAAAUUGUGGUCGCCAAAAAUUCCGCCUCCCUUUUUUUCAAAUAAAAUUUUAAACACGAAUAAAAAAUGCAUGGUAUGGACGUUUUUUUUUAUGCUCAAAAAUUGCACUGCUUUCGCUCCCGAUACCAGAAAGCAACCAUACGUGUACGAGUGAAUUCCUAUUUUUUCCACAAAUUACUUUUUGGAGAUGUAAAGCUAUCUGACCCAGAACAUAGGAACAGAAAGCUGUCUGCCCAUGACUGCACUCAUCAUAUCAAAACUCUAUUUUCUUCCGAUAACUACCACGAAACACGAAACAUAAACACGAGUCAGCCAUCUCGCUCGUACCAGGCCACAACUGUGCCAGGUUACUCGUACCAGUCCACAAAGUACAUAACGUACGCUGAAAACAACAUGGCGGCUUGGAAACGUUCAACUCGUAUUGAUCGUAGCUGUUGUGGAGGUAUCAUUACAGGAAGAUUCGUUUCACUUUUAAUUAAAAAAUAUCAGCAGGACAAAAAGGAAGACACCUGUUGGCAAAUAGCUUCGAGGUUUCAAUUCUUAAUCAGUUCCUCCGAACGUUAAAGUCCACAAUAACAACCAGCUUUACAAGUCGCUAGCUGGCGACCAGCUAUGAAAUUCUGGUCGCCAGGACUAAAUUUUUAGUCGCAUUGGCGACCAGGAAGGUGCAAUUUCGGACCCUGUUAAUUACUAUGUUAAUGCACAUUAAUAAUAAAAUUUUAUUUUUUUCUGAAUGAAGGAUUACUUUUCCCGAAAUUUAAGCUGUUGCAUUGAUUGUUAUAGAGUGGCCAUUGUUCAGAGCUUAAGCAGUUGAUGUUUUAAUGUUUUCCUUUUAAAUCAAGAUUUUCUACAUUAUAAAGGGCUAACUCUGCACACGGCUGCUUUUGAAUCACUAUGAUUUCAUUAAUGACAGAAGUGAUUAAAUUUUUAUUUAUCUCUUAGUUUACAAAACCCAUUAUUUUUUAUUAGUUUAUUGGUUAAUCUUGUGUUCAGUGAGCAUAAAACUAAACUGUUUGUGACUAUGAAGUAAAUCAUUUUAUUUGUUUUAUCUGCUUGUUUGUUUUUCCCUUAGAUUGGAAAGAUGAAGCAGUUAGUUCCCAUAACAUACUAAAACUUAUCUACCAUGGUCGGUUUCUACAUGGCAAUGUUUCUUUAGCAGGCAAGUGUUUUUAUAAGCUAUUCAUAGUAAUGGAUUCUCAUGAACUGAACAUUGACAGCAAGUUUCUUUGUUCUUAGCUCUCCAUUUAGAGACUGGCAAGCGAAGUGUAAUGCACCUUGUAGCGAGAGAAAACUUACCGGAACCCGCCACUCAAGGUAGGAACAAAAGCACAUUUAAAGUCUCAGGGGUUUCAAUAAUCACUGUUGGCUGGCAAAAACCAUUGGCUGCUUCACUGAGAGAAGUCAGCUUUUCUCUUCCAUAAGUUGAAGUGAUUAUCCCAAACCUUGAGGAUACAAUUGGUAACUCUAGUCAAACCAGUUGCCUACUUGAGAUUAUUUUUAUUGAAAUAGGGCUAACACUUAAGAUGUAAAGUUGCUGGGUAAAUGCAAUUAGUUGGUGGAGAAUAAUAUUGUACAGCUAGGAAGUUCUUUUGGUUCUAUUUUCCCUCUGUUUCCUACAAAAUUAAUCGGGGAUUAUGCUCGUAGUACCCAAGGAAAAUCCCUUCUUCCCAACCCUUGCCCUUAGUGGCAGCCCUGUUGAUGCCUUUGAUUAACCUAGAUCAGGUCUCUAUCAAUGACUCCAUGUGUUGUGGGGUAUCUUUAAGUUAGCUUUCACAUAAAUAAAAUAGUUCCUAAUGCUACAUUUUCUCUUGCCAAUUUACAGGUCAAAGAAAUCGAGAGAAAAUUAAUGAACAAAGUUGCUGUUGUAGUAUUGUUUGA
Porites evermanni is the source of this 5605-nucleotide messenger RNA. NCBI's taxonomy places the organism in Eukaryota, Metazoa, Cnidaria, Anthozoa, Scleractinia, Poritidae. The record is from the annotation of a GenBank genome assembly.